Molecule: messenger RNA, 3886 nt
Organism: Phascolarctos cinereus (koala)
Lineage: Eukaryota; Metazoa; Chordata; Mammalia; Diprotodontia; Phascolarctidae
Source: RefSeq, a predicted model, not a curated record
CCGAGAGAGACAGAGACCCAGGGAAACCGAAACACAGCAAGAGGGACCCCAGGCAGCGGCUGGAGAAAAGGGCUCCUGGAGUGGGCCCCCCAGACAACAGUCUGCCACCCUGACCAGGCCCAAGGAAGACUCCGCCACGAGCCUGAAGCGUCCAUUCCCCAACCACUGCCUCGGAGCCUGGAGAUGGCCCGGCGUAGCCCGGGCAAGAGCGGAGUUUCUGAGUGAUCUCGAGACCGUCGCCGAGCGGGGCGCGGAGUCGCCAGGCCCGGAGUGGGGGGCCUCCGAUGCGAGCGGUGAUCCCCUAUCCUGUUGGGCGCCGCGCCAGCGCCCCGCCCCCGGGGUCAGUGCUUCAGUCCAUCCUGCCCCGGCCGCCCCAUCCGGGGCCGCACUGAGCCAAUCAGACGUGCCAUGAGGAGCUCAGGUGCCCCAGCACUGGCCUGACCUUGGCCCCCCGGGGGGCCUGAGACCAAUAUGUGACUGCGGCUCAGGUGCAUCCUGGGGCGCAGCCUCUCCGUCCAUGUGCCUGCGCCCGGUUCCCACCACGGAGAAAUAUGAGGAGGCCGUGCUCCGGAGCCAGGGGGAGGCCUGUGGGGGCCAGCUUGUCUCUGCCGCCGCUGUUGCUGCCUCCCCUUCUUUUGCUUCUGGGAAGCUUGUGGGCUUCUGGGACCCCAGCCAUAUCAGGGCCAGAGGAAGACGACGGAGCCCUAGCCAGUGGUCGUGUAAAGCGAGGCUGGGUCUGGAACCAAUUCUUCGUGGUGGAAGAGUACACGGGUACCGAGCCCCUGUAUGUGGGCAAGAUCCAUUCUGAUUCUGAUGAAGGUGAUGGCUCUAUCAAAUACACCAUCUCUGGGGAAGGGGCCGGGACAAUCUUCCUGAUUGACGAAUUGACCGGUGACAUUCAUGCCAUGGAGCGGCUCGACCGGGAGCAGAAGACCUUCUACACGCUUCGGGCCCAGGCGCGGGAUAGGGCCACAGACCAGCUCCUGGAACCGGAGUCAGAGUUUAUCAUCAAAGUCCAGGACAUCAAUGACAGUGAACCUCGCUUCCUGCAGGGCCCCUACAUUGGCAGUGUGGCUGAGCUCUCGCCCAUAGGCACUUCAGUAAUGCAGGUGAUGGCAUCAGAUGCAGAUGACCCCACCUAUGGGAGCAGCGCACGACUGGUGUACAGUGUCCUGGAUGGCGAGCAUCACUUCACUGUGGACAACAAGACAGGUGUGAUCCGCACAGCAGUGGCUGACUUGGACCGGGAGAAACAGGAGCGUUAUGAGGUUGUGAUCCGGGCUACGGACAUGGCUGGUCAGCUGGGAGGCUUGUCGGGCUCCACUACAGUUACCAUCGUCAUUACUGAUGUCAAUGACAACCCACCCCGCUUCCCACAGAAGAUGUACCAGUUCAGCAUCGUGGAGACAGCCCCCAUUGGCACUGCUAUUGGGCGAGUGAAGGCUGAGGACUCGGAUGUGGGAGAAAACACUGACAUGACAUACCAGCUCAAGGACGAGGGCGGCGGGGACACGUUCAAGGUCACAACAGACAGCAACACCCAGGAGGCCAUCAUCACUGUGCAGAAGUGCCUGGACUUUGAGGCUCAGGCCACACACACGGUGGUGCUCGAAGCCUUGAACAAGUUUGUGGAUCCACGAUUUGUAGACCUGGGAACCUUCAGGGACCAAGCCAUUGUCCGGGUGACGGUGAUGGAUGUAGAUGAGCCUCCUGAAUUCCAGCCACCCUCUGGGCUCAUGGAAGUACAGGAAGAUGCCCAAAUCGGCUCCAUAGUUGGUGUGGUAACAGCGCUGGACCCUGAUGCUGCCAACAGGCCUGUCCGGUACGCCAUUGACCGUGACUCAGACUCGGAACAGAUCUUCAACAUCGAUGCUGACACUGGUGCCAUUGUGACAGGCAAGGGACUGGACCGGGAGACAGCAGGCUGGCACAACAUCACUGUGCUGGCCAUGGAGGCUGACAAUCACUCACAGGUAUCCAGAGCAUCCCUUCGGAUUCGGAUCCUGGAUGUGAACGACAACCCCCCAGAGCUGGCCACCCCAUAUGAGGCUGCUGUAUGUGAGGAUGCAAAGCCUGGCCAGCUCAUCCAGACCAUCAGUGUGGUGGACCGAGAUGAACCACAGGGAGGUCACCGAUUCUACUUCCGUCUGGUGCCUGAGGCUGUCAGUAACCCUCAUUUCUCUCUGCUUGAUAUCAAAGAUAACACAGCAGCCGUGCACACACAACACGUGGGUUUCAACCGUCAGGAGCAGGACGUCUUCUUCCUCCCUAUAUUGGUGGUGGACAGUGGGCCGCCCACACUUAGCAGCACAGGAACCCUCACCAUCCGUGUGUGUGGCUGUGACAGUGCCGGUGCCAUCCAGUCCUGCAACACCACAGCCUAUGUAAUGGCUGCCUCACUGAGCCCAGGAGCUCUCAUUGCUCUGCUGGUCUGCAUCCUCAUCCUGGUUGUGCUGGUCCUGCUCAUCCUCACCAAGCGCCACCACAAAAGCCACCUGAGCUCGGAGGAAGACGAGGACAUGAGGGACAACGUCAUCAAGUACAACGACGAGGGCGGUGGAGAGCAGGACACGGAGGCCUACGACAUGUCGGCACUGCGGAGCCUGUACGACUUUAGCGAGAUCAAAGGCGGGGACGGAGGAGGGGGAGGGAGUGGGGGAGGAGGGGGCAGCAGCGGCGGGGGCGGCCUCCAGUCCGGUCUGCCAUCGGAGCGCCCCUCCCUCCCGCUGCCACAAGGGGCCCCGAGCCCCGAGCUGGACUUCUCCCUCUUCAGGGACUUCAUCAGCAGGAAAGUGGCGCUGGCGGACGCGGACUUGUCUGUUCCGCCUUACGAUGCUUUCCAGACGUACGCAUUCGAGGGUGCGGACUCGCCGGCAGCCUCGCUCAGCUCCGUGCACACUCGCUCGAGCUCGGAGCAGGACUUCUCCUAUCUCAGCAGCUGGGGGCCACGUUUCCGCCCGCUGGCCGCGCUCUAUGCUGGGCACAGGGCAGACGAGGAGGCUGACGCAUCCUAGCCCGCCCUUCCCCCGGGGCUGCGUGACUAUGGCAUUGAGGCAGCCCCGAAAGACCAAAGCAUCCCCCACAACCCCACCCGCUCACCUCAGUUUCAAUCGUCUGGCCAAACUUCACUUGGAGAGCCUUGAGUUUGGGGGGUGGGGAGGGUCGGGGACCAGAAAGAGACAGGUACAGACCUGGGGCCCUUUGCCAGUCCUAUUCCUCUUCACCCUCAACUUCGUGCCCAGAGUUCGCGGGGAGCUCAGAGCGCGUGUCCCGUGGUCUCGUUCAAUCCGAUCCGUAUUAAAAGUCCCGCACUGAGAGUACCGAGUGGCUAGGGGGAGGGGAGAUCCUGGAGCUUCGAGACGGUGGCACUCAGAGUGUCAGUGAAUUUUGAAUAUGGGGUACACUUUAACCUUCAGAGGCUUGGGGAAUUGGGGGAUGAACCGUCAGGAAAUGGGACCUGGGCCAGACAUAAGGGAAGAGGUAGUUGGCCUUGUCUCUGGCAUCUCUCCAGCUCCAGGAGCAGGAUGCAGCGAAGAGGAAAUGGGGAGCCUUUCUUAUUUGAAGGACCAUUAAAUGGAAAAGGUAUUAGGUUUCAGCAUGGUGUCUGAAGGUAUAUGUAGGGGGUGGGGGUGGGGAUACAGGGCUGGAGUCCAAGAGGCAGAGGGCUGGAGGACUUCUUGUGAGGAAUAGUGUAAAGAGAAUUCCUAUUCCGACAGGCUGGGCCGAGAGACCUCUGAGUUCUCUUCCUAGCUGCGAUUAUCACUACUCUGCAUAGGGGAGAAACGCCUUUCUCCGCCUUCUCCCAACCUGAGGCCCCCGGCUCAAAGCGAACGACCCACUGAGAUGCAGUGUCCCAUAUUCAAUUCAAUAAACAAGCGUUUGUUAA